Molecule: messenger RNA, 1245 nt
Organism: Trichomonas vaginalis G3
Lineage: Eukaryota; Parabasalia; Trichomonadida; Trichomonadidae
Exons: 1
Coding region: 1-1245 (414 amino acids)
Source: RefSeq, a predicted model, not a curated record
AUGAGUUCUAAGUAUGCUGAAUCAUAUGCGAGCUCGACAAACAUAAAUGGAUCUAAAGAAAUAACUCAACUUUUCAAUGUAAUGGUUGCGCAACAGUUAUUAACAAAAGAAAAAUCUCGUCCAGUUGAAACUCGUCCAUUUCCAUCAUCAAAUACAUAUCUACUUGCUUCAAAGUGGGUAGCAAACUAUUUGUUUGAAAAUGGAAUGUCUAAAACAUUACAAUCUGCAAAUCACGAAACAAAAGGCUAUAUUAAACAGACAGGAUUACCAAUUCCUAUUGCAAGCGAGCUUAAAUUAAGAUCAGAGAAUGAAAUAUUUCAUCAAUUGGCUACUACAGUCCAGCCAAAGGCCAGACCAGAAAAAUACAAUAGAAGUACAACAAGAGUAGCUAUUGAAGGGCCAGCUGGACGUGCAACAGUCAAAAUUACUAAACGCGGAGCUGAUAUUCGCGAUUCUAAAGAAAACAGAGAAAAAUUUAGAGAUGAGAGACAAAAAGCCCAUCAAAAAUCACGCGAACUACCUCAAGAAGCACUACCUGCGAAGGAAUCUCCAAAACCACAAUCACAGGACCAUCACCAUUAUCAUAAACAUCAUCACCAUCAUCAUCGCAAUGAACAACCAUCAGAAUCCCAACAAACACCAGUACGUAACUCACCACAUCAUACACAUCAUCACCAUUACCAUGAAUCUCCUAAAAAACAAGUAUAUUCACCAAAACAAAGAAAAAUACAAGAUGACGUUUCAACAAUUUCAAAUUCACAAUACGGAGAAGUUAAGAAACGCGAAGUUAAACCAGAAUCUCCAAAGAAAAAUACAAAACAAAUUUCAUUCAAAAAUAGAAUCCAGAAAAUGCUCAUAAAAUCAGCUCUUGCCAUCGAAAGUACCUUUGAAUAUCACCAGCAGUUUACAGACUACGUUCCAGCUUACGCUCCCGUUGAACCUGUUGCAUAUUCACCUCCUCCACCUGAACCUGUACCAGAACCAGCUCCACAAUCAGUAGAACAGCCUCCUCAGGAGACUGCUGAGUCUUCCAAGGAAUCAAGUUCAAUUCCGUCUGUUAAAGAUUCAGAAUCAAGUUCUGCAGCUCCAUCUGUAUCCUCAAAUAGCGAUUCUGGCUCGGCCGCUCCAAUUCCAUCAUCAUCUUCUUCAGAUGAAGAAAAGAAAGAUGAUGAAGAGGAAGAAGAAGAUUUCGAAGAGGAAGAGGAGGAAGAAGACUUUGUAGAAGAGGAGGAUGAAGAACAAUGA